AUGGAGUACGAGAUCUACAUGUUUCUCGGAGGAGGACUAGAGUGUCUUUGCGAGAGUUUGUGUUUUCGGUUGCAGAUGAGAGAAGAUGAAGAAAGCAUUAUUCAUAAAUCUAGAAGGUUGUUUCAGCAAUUUGUGGUUGACUCUUUUUCUAUGAUUGAAUCACAAAGACUUUACGAAAUUAGGAAUAAACAAAAUACAAUUAGAGGUAAAUUUCUUCAGGGAAUAGAAGAAGCUAUGCAUCGUGGUGAUGUUGAUGCAUCAUCAAUUGGUACACGAGUUAUUUUACCUUCUUCCUUCACGGGAGGUAAACAUUAUAUGUUUAAUAAUUGUCAGGAUGCCAUUGCAAUUUGUAAACAUUUUGGUUAUCCAGAUUUAUUCAUGACCAUUACAUGUAACCCGAGCUGGCUUGAAUUUCAUCGUUAUACUGCUUGUGACAAAAUUCCGAUUGCAGAUCGUCCAAAUAUCUCUUGUUGA
Messenger RNA from Arachis duranensis, 474 nucleotides. RefSeq lists its product as uncharacterized. Bases 1 to 474 code for a protein of 157 amino acids. Lineage: Eukaryota; Viridiplantae; Streptophyta; Magnoliopsida; Fabales; Fabaceae. The record is from RefSeq and is a predicted model, not a curated record. The transcript has a single exon.